AUGCCGCCUCUCCCCACCCCCAAACCGGACCCAGUCCCUCUCCGCCUCCCCCCAUCGGGCACCUCUGGAGAUCAUCUCGUCCCACCGCCCGCCCCUCCGCCUCCUUUCUCGGCAAGGCGGGCAGAGCUCUCCCGCCCUAUUGUUCCCCGCACCCCGCGGCGGAGGCAGCGCACUCACCACGCGGGCCGGGCUUCCUGCAGCGCCCAUCGGCCCCCUCAGCUCCGGCACACCGGGGCUGCCACAGCGCCCUGCUACUGCUCCUCCAGUAAUACACGCGGGGCCCAGGCCAGCGCCACCAUCACCCCCCACCACCCCACUGCCACUCCAGCAGCGGCCAUCUUGUGCGUCGACUGCUCCUCUCACCGCCCACGUCCCUCCCUCUCUCACCGCACCACCCGCCCCUUCCUGCGCCUGCCUUCCCCCGCAGCCAGAACAGGCUGGGACAGGACGGAACGAGGAGAAAUAGCCGAGUCACGGCCUGGAGCCCGUGGGGGCAGGGCGGUGGAACUAUUGCCCGACUUGGGGAGUGUACUUCGUGCUCCGUCAGGGACGGUCUCCAAUGUCAGAUGCCUUCCUCUUUUCAGGCUACUUAGAAUGCAAAGAUCUAUGCAAAUAUAUCCUCUGACUGCAGCUGCUGUGGAAAAAGGAGAAAUUAUAAGGAAGCAGGUGAAAGAAGCAGCAUUUACAGAAGAAGAAAAAGGAAAAUCACUGAAGGAAAUCAAGAAAACCUACCUCCCCCUCAACCCCAUGAUGAGCCUCACCCCAGCUAUGAUGCGGUUCAUGCUGAGCAGUCUGACAGCUGCCUGGAUCAUCCUUCAGCUACGCCAGAACAUCUGGGUGACCCUGGCACAGACACUCCAGCAAGACAUUAUCUGUCUGUCCUCUGCAGCAGCAAAAGACCCUGUGUCCGCCUGCCUGAUACUGGACUGCUGUGGGUGCCUAGCCAAUGGGCCAAACCAGCCACGAAGGAUGUGAAGAACAAUCCGAACAUCGAUGCCCUCUGUCAGUCACUGAUUGACUGCCAACUGACGUCAUAGGAGCAGCGGAUGUUCCAGGACUGAAUCAGAUUAAAUAAUAGUCUGUUUGUGAGAAGAAUUUUGUAGAAGAUCUGAAAGAGUAUAGAGACUCCAUCUGACUGCAUUUAAAAGCAAAAUUGUAUUUUUACCCUUUAAGCAAAUAUCUUUCGCACUUAGAUUGCAUGAAUGCCAGAGCAUAUGUGUUAAAAGUAGUUAGAGAAUAGUUUAAGAUAGAAGGUUUUAGCUUAUGCGAUAAUUGUUAUUUGCAAAUUAUUGAUAAUUUUAGAGAAGGUAUUAGUAUAAGGUGUAAGUAUCCCCCUCUUCAAGAGUCAAGGUGAGCAUAUUUGAAAGUUCAUUUAACUUUAAACCUUAAAGGAAUUCAUUCAACAAAUUAUGAAAGCCUGAUUAGCUGUGACUCUGAAAGUAUGGUGUCAUUUGUGUGGAACAAACUACUCAUAGUAAUUGCGUUGCAUAUAGUCCCGACCAACUGUCACCUAACUAACAUCCAAAAGUGACAGAACAUAUGGCUCACUCUGGCACACUUAACAGGCCAAAAAUCAAUGUGUUUAAGCCUAGCCACACCUGGAGAUCCUUUUCGCACCUGUCUCACAGGAGUUCCAGAAUUAGAUCCUCAAGCAUUUAAAGGUUUACUUAGCAAUGAAACUCCACUGAAGCAAUUGGCAGUGUUACAAGAGUGUAAUCGCACUGUUGGCUUCAUGUCAAGACAACUUGAAACCUGUUGGCAAGCCAAAAUUAUUGAAGUUUUCAAAGUUACCAUAUGUUGGGGAGGAUGAAAUGGGGAAACCUUAUGAAUAUGAUUGUUUAGCAAAAGAUUUUGAAAAUAUGAAGCCUAGAAUUGAAGUAGAAAUGAAAGCUCACUUUGAGUCAUAAGAUGCUGAGUACUAGUUACUAUAUAACCAAAAAAUAGCAUGGCCAGCUAAAGGAGAAUUGUUGGGGAAGAUGAAACAGGGAAACCUUAUGAAUGUGAUUGUUUGGCAGAAGAUUCUGAAAAUAUGAAGCCUAGAAUUGAAGUAGAAAUGAAAGCCUGCUUUGAGUCAUGAUGCUGAGUACUAGUUACUAUAUAACCAAAGAACAAUCGCCUAGCCAGCUAUAGGAGAGUCCCUGUUGAUGAAACAAUGUCCUUCUGCAGAUAGAGAAUCCAAAGGUCAAGAAGCAAGGGAAGAAUUUGUAAAGCUUUUGGCGUUUAAAAUGCAACACUGUAUGUGAAUAUGGGGAUUCUCAUAGGCUGUAUGUAAAUUCUUUAGUUGGUGUAUCUUAUAGUGAUUGGUUACUGGGAAUUAGAAUAUUCACUAUAGAAAAAGAUACAUUGUAUUGUAACAAGAACUUCGCUCUCUCAGCUCUUAGCCUUUCCCUCUCUCAGCUCUUCCCUGCUCCUACCCCUCUCUUAGCCCUUCCCUGCUCCUACCCCUCUCUUAGUCCCUCCCUGCUCUCCCUCUCUCUUACUCUUACCCUCUUGUUUUCCCUCUUCCCCAUCUUACCCCUCUCUUGUCCUCCUCUCUCCUAAGCCUCCCUAGUUUUUCCCUGCUCUCCCUCUGUUGCUCUUGUUUCUUUCCUCCCCCUUUAACCUUUUCUCUCCUGCUCUCCCCACACUCUCUCCCCUCCCGCCGACCACGUGGAUGCCGAGGCUGGCGGACACGGGUCUAUCCCUCUCUUUACCCUUAUAAUAAAUUGCUUAUACCUGAACAGCUUGACCCAGGAGAAGUCUCUCACUGCGAGCGAGUGUUUUGUACAGCAAUAGAGAAUCCUUGUUGAUGAAACAAUGUCCUUCUGCUGAUAGAGAAUCCAAAGGUCAAGCAGCAAGAGAAGAAUUUGUAAAGCUUUUAGAGUUUGAAAUGUAACACUGUAUGGUAAUGUAGUAGUUCUUAUAGGCUAUAUGCAAAUUCUUUAGUGGGUGUGUCUCAUAGUGAUUGGUUACUGGAAAUUAGAAUAUUCACUAUAGAAAAGGAUAUAAAGUAUUGCAACAAGAACUCCGCUCUUGUUCUCCCCACUCUCUUAAUACUCGUCUUCUCUCUUACUCUUAAUACUCUUAUUCUCCUAGCUCUCUUUAACCUCUCCUCUCUUGUUCUUCCCUCUCUCUUACUCUUGUUCUUACCUCUUACUCUUCCACGUUUCUCUUGCUCCCAACUUCUCCCCUUCCCCCCUCGCUCUCUCUUUAAACUCUCUCCCCUGGCUCUUAAACUAUCUCUCUCCCCGCUCCACUCUCUCUCUCUCCCCCUGACCACAUGUAUGCUGCGGCUGGCAGUGGAUAGGGGUCUUUUCUUCCCUUUACCCAUAUAAUAAAUUGCUUAUACCUGAACAGCUUGACCCUGGAGAAGUCUCUGACCACGAGCGAGUGUUUUGUACAUCUAUAACCACAGGGCCCCCAGAAGAAUUGGACUUGUUAGGCUCCACCAAUACCUCAGGUGGAUGGAUAAUGUUUUAGCCACUCCAACAAAGUAAUGCACCACUGGGCUACGUUAACCCUAUAGUUGAUCUUAUCAUGUGGCAGUGUGCCUCAGGGGAGACAAAGAGUUACAUUGUCCCACCCCAAACCCCUUGUGAAGGGUGGCCCAGGUGUUCUGAUUAGGUUUGAGUCCCUGGGGGGUUCUCACUUGGUGUGCUUCUUCUGGUCCCUGACCCUGAACUCCACCCUCAAGGGUGGAGACCCCCAAAGGUUCUGUGUUGAUAUAUUUUAUAUAUUAGUAAAGGCCUGUAUGCACAAACCAGCCUUUGACAUAAGUCGUGAUAUUAAAGGCCAAAGUCCUUGAAACCUUCAUGCAGAAGAGAAAGUAAAACAAUAUCCUUGUGUGUAAGAGAAAAAACGUAAACUGUGUGUGUUAGCCAAUAGUAGCUUGCUCUGCCCGCAGACCCUGUAGAACCCUAUAAAAGGUGUGCUAAAGAUAGAAAUAAACAGUGUUCACAAUUACUUCUGUGAAGACUGGUGAAUAGCUCGGGGGUCCUUCAACAGUUCUGUCCCUCAAAAACCCCUGCUGUGCCUCUGUUCGGAGCUCUCUGUUCUGGACCUGAGUUUGUUCCCAUGCUGAAUAAAUGGUUUCAUGAACCGGGAGCCCGUCUCGUUGGUGUUCCAUGCUGGUCCCCAGAAUCCUGCUGCUUCCCUGGACGAGAUCCUGAGGUUGCUGACUGCAACAUUAUCACUAACACUGAAAGUAAAGCCCUUUAUUCACGAUGCAAUCUCACAGGACGGUUACCAAAGCGAUUACCUAAUGCAGUAUUCUUAAUCUGUGGAGAUAGAGCGGAAUGGGAUUCCUGCUAGCCCACAUGGAGGACCCUGUUACCUUGGAAAACUUACUUUAUUCCAUCCAAAUUUACACCAAUUGCUGAAUAUAGCUGGUAAAAUAAAAAAACACCUAAUGGUCAAAGCGAAGCCUGAAUGAAUUACAAUGUGAUGAUGUUAAAGAUCCAGACUUUUGGGGUCAUGGUAUACUAUGGCUGGCCUCCUUUUUUACCCCAGGAGCAGCUGCUGCUAAAGGCUUAUCAACUCUAAAAAAGGCUAGCUUGUUGGACCAGGAAAGAACUGAAUUUGACAUCAAUCAUGUUAAGUGAACUUUCAGCUGACAUAAGUAGUGUACAUUGUGCCGUAUUGCAAAAUCAAGCUGCAAUUGAUUUCUUGCUCUUGGCACAAGGACAUGGCUGUGAGGAGUUUGAACGUAUGUGCUGUUUGAACCUUACUGACCAUCCAGUUUCAAUCCACAAACAACUAAAACAGCUACAGAAUGGGUUACAUGCCCUGAAAGAAGAUAGUGACCCCACUGGAAGUUGGUUAGCCAACUGGGGCAUUGCUGGAUGGUUGAAGUCUCUUGUGCUAGAAAGAGGACAAAUUUUGCUUAUGGUAUUAAUAGGAAUAGUUGUUUUAAGCUGUAUGUUAUCCUGUAUCUGUAGAAGUGUAUAACAAAUCGUGUCCAAAGCCUGGCUUGUGCAAAAAGAGAAAGGGGGUAAUUGUAGGGAAUAUUUUAGCAGAACUAGGGCAUGAUAUUUUAGUAAAAGCCUGUCUGCAUAACCCAGCUUUCAAUCCAGGUGACAAUAUUAAAGGCAGUGUAUUUGAAACUCUCCUGGAACAGCAAGAAUCAAGAAAAACAAUGUCAUUGUGUAUUGGGAAAAGAAUGUAAAACAAUAUGUAUUAACCAAUAGUAGCUUGUUAAGCCCUGUGAACCCUAUAGGACCCUAUAAAAGUGUGCUAAAGAUAGAAAUAAAAGACAUUCGCUAUACUUCUGUGUAGACUCAGUGAAUAGUCUGAGUGGUUUUCCAAUAAGUCGCAUACUUGGAUAACCAGUGAUGUAGGUGAGGGCUGUCCUGGAACAUCUGUCAUUCAUCAGUUGCAAACAUGCUUCCUUCUGUACACUCUGUCCCAUGAUCUAUGGUUGGGGUCUCGAUCCUAAGCAAAUCAUACAUUCCUCUCUAAUGGGAUCCAACCUCCUGCCCUAUAGGCGGCACUCUGAGUUAAAGACCACAGUUUUCUCUGGUCACCCACCAUUAGAAAUACUUCUAGCCCCCAGAAGCCUUGGGCCUCUGCCUCAGACAAAUGAUUCAAUCAUCCCCUGCCAGAGGCACUAUCCAAACAUAUCCAGUUUCCAAAUCCCAUGUACGUCUGCCAUACUUUUCCUGGAACUUUACUAUCUUGGCUGAUGUGUAAUGCACUGUUUUAGUAACAGUUUCUAGACCCUACUAUUGAAGGUUUCAUCUUUAAUUAGGAAUUGUAAUGUGAUCUCCUCCUCAUCAGAUGUACUGCUGCUUAUAGGGUUGUUAGACAGUGGGCUUUAGUCAAAGCAAUUUUCUGUCCUGUCCACAAUUUAACUUUCCUGGAGGGUUCAGUAACAAAAAUAUUCCCCACCAAGCUCAUCACCAGCAUGUCUGGGGAAAAAAGAGGGCUGAGGUGACCCCCCAAGUGGGGGUAUCCCAAACCAGGUGGCUGGGAGCUGAGCUGGGAUUUUAGGGGGGGGAUAUUUGGGAUCUCUGACGUUUGCAGGGCUCAGAGGGUAUCCCAGGGAUGGCCGGGAUGGCCAGGUUUGAGUGGAUUUGGGGUCCCAGGGUAGGUUUUGGGUUCUGAGGUUCAGGAGGCAUCUUCAAUUGUGAUAGAUUGGCAUUUAAGAAAACAAAGAGAAACACCUAAGGAAGUUAAAACUGCUGGUGGCUGAUGGGAGUUUUUCUCCUAGCCAACAGCUGGCCAUUUCUAAGAAUUGACAGCAGUUGAAAAGUGAUAUCGACCUGUGAACACCACCUUAAGACUUAAGCCUGGGAAUUUCUUUGUCUCUUUGUUUCCUGGCUGUGAAAGGUA
Poecile atricapillus (Black-capped chickadee) is the source of this 6309-nucleotide messenger RNA. RefSeq lists its product as uncharacterized. The record is from RefSeq and is a predicted model, not a curated record. NCBI's taxonomy places the organism in Eukaryota, Metazoa, Chordata, Aves, Passeriformes, Paridae. The transcript has 6 exons. The coding region runs from base 1 to 975 and encodes 324 amino acids.